Messenger RNA from Colletotrichum scovillei, 1053 nucleotides. RefSeq names its product vesicle transport V-SNARE protein. The coding region runs from base 34 to 813 and encodes 259 amino acids. Gene Ontology annotation, biological process: vesicle fusion; endoplasmic reticulum to Golgi vesicle-mediated transport. The record is from RefSeq and is a predicted model, not a curated record. Gene Ontology annotation, molecular function: SNAP receptor activity. The transcript has 3 exons. Gene Ontology annotation, cellular component: Golgi medial cisterna; SNARE complex; cis-Golgi network. Lineage: Eukaryota; Fungi; Ascomycota; Sordariomycetes; Glomerellales; Glomerellaceae.
CUGGUCCCUGCCGACAGUCCCAGACACGCGGACAUGCCAGAGUCCAUCGAAAGACAACAUCUCGACGUCGAAGGUCUACAAACGUACAGCAACCACCAAGCCAUACAUAAUCAGCAUCGAGGCGCUAUGGCUACGGCUACAGGAAACACGGGCUGGGCCCAGCUGCGGCAACAGGCACGAAGUCUAGAAACACAGACAGAGACGCUAUUCCACACCUACUCUCAGUUCUCGACGGUAUCCGACAUUCCGGCAAAGCCCACAGAAGAAGAAAGGACCACAGAAGCGAAGCUCCAAGAUCUUCUCGAAAAACGCGAGAACGUCAUUUCGCAAUUAUCCCGCCUCCUCGAUUCGGAAGCUACUCUCACAUCAUCCGCUCUGAAACAGAACAACCUGGCCCUUCUCCGUGAGAAGCUCGCCGAGCAUAAGCGCGAUCUCGUGCGCCUGCGCAAAACCAUUUCCGAGGCUCGCGAUCGCGCCCACCUUCUUACGAAUGUUCGCUCCGACAUUGACGAAUACCGUGCCAAUAACCCCGAAAACGCCGAGGCCGAGUACAUGCUUGCUGAGCGCAGCCGUAUCGAUAAUAGUCACAACAUGGCCGAUAGCGUCUUGUCCCAGGCAUACGCUGUCCAGGACAGCUUCAAUAUCCAGCGCGAGACACUCGCCAGCAUCAACCGUCGUAUCACCAUGGCUGCCAGCCAAGUACCGGGGUUGAACAGUCUAAUUAGCCGUAUUUCAGCUAAGAAGCGCCGGGACGGCAUCAUAAUGGGCGCAUUCAUUGCGUUUUGCUUUCUGAUGUUCUGGUGGUUCUUAUAAUAAGCGGAGGCCCGGCAUGGCUGAAAUGACGUCCCUCGUGUGUUUGUUAUGUGUUCAACAAAGCCGUUACGACUAGGGAAUUAUUGGCAUGAGGGAAAUGCGGAGGCGUUAUUGGGAUUGUUUUUGAACUUUUUUUUUCAUCGGAUAGGGGGUAUCUUGGGUGCAUAUUGUACACUAUAAGAACACGAAUAUCUGUAAGCCAAAGUCAGGUUACAUGAGCCUGACGGCUAUACAAGGUCG